AUGGCAACUGCAAGGUUCUGCUUGUCUAUGCACUCGAUUCAUCGUUCCUUCUUACGAUUUUCAUCAGUUCCCGGGGUUUUUUCUCCAGAUUCCUUGGAGGAAUCUAUUAAAGCUGCUGUUGAAGCAAGAAAUUAUGCAGAAAUUCCUGAUCUUCUCACUGGUUCUCAAAUGUCGUGCCCCAAAUCCAAUCCCUUCUCUUUUCUUACAAGAUUCCCUAUAAAACAAAGGACAACAAUAGUUGAUGACAUUUUAGAAUCUUUGGUUUCACAGAGACCCCGUUCUAGACCUCACAUUGCAUAUUCCUGUCUUCUCAUGUACACUCUUCAAAGUCUUGAUCCCCUUCCACUUGCCUUUGCUGUCCUACAACGUAUGCUUCGAUCUGGUUGUCUUCCUGUUCCUGAAACUCACCUCCUACUUUCUACAGCGUGGCUUCAGUGCCGAUCACAAUCUCAGUCUGUUUCAAAUAUACUGUUGGAGAUGCAGAAUAUCGGAUAUAAUCCUGACAGCGGCAUUUGCAACUAUCUCAUAUUGUCGUUGUGCAGAGCUGAUCAGUUAAAAGAAGCAUUUAAAGUCUUGAAGGGUAUGGGUCGGGCUGGUUGUGUUCCCGAUUUGGAUACCUAUGGAACUCUUAUUGCUGCAAUGGCUGAUCUCAAAAUGACAUCUAAUGUUGUGGAACUGAUGAAGGAAAUGGUGGGAACCUUUGGCUUGUGCCCAAGGCAACAGCUGUUGGUGAAAGUCACUAGACUAUUCAGGGCAAAUAAAGAGUUCCAAAGAGCAAUUGAGAUGAUUGAAUAUUUGGAGAGUAAGGAUGUUCAUGUCGGAUUUGAUGUCUAUGAGUUGGUGCUGGAGGGGUGCUUGGACGGUCGUGAAUUCGUCCUAGCAGGAAAACUUGUCAUGAGUAUGACUGGAAAAGGUUAUAUACCUUACAUCACAGUGAGACAAAGAGUAGUUGAAGGCCUUUACAGCAUUAAUGAGAUGGAACUCGCUUCAGCUGAGAAUGGUCAUUGGAUUGAUCAAUCAGUUGAGGGUGAUAAUUUGCAGGAAGGAGCUUUUGUUUCUGAACAAGCUGGUGAAGACCAUGAAUUAGGCGAGCCCGCGGAUGACAUCUCUUUAGAAAAUAAUCCAGAAGCUGUGGAUAUUAUGGAAAUUGCAGAAGGAAACGGUGGUUGCAGUCAGCAGUUAGAGACUCUGCAUAAUCCUGCUGUUUCUUCGACGGGUCCUUUGGAUGAUCCAUUUGGCUUUAGCAAUUUUGUCACAAUUCUUUCCCCCAAAGAAGAGGAAGAGUUCAUCAGGCCUGCAGCCGUGCCACUCCCAGAGGUUCCAAAUUCGAUUCAAGUGAGGACCAGAUCGUUGAAUGAUGUUUACCCCGAUGAGUUUCUGGGUGUACUGGUUGAUGAUGGUGUCCAUGGUGUUGUUCAGUUUUCUCCUCCAACUGAACCAACAGCAGUAGACAAGGAGGAUUUGGAAGAGUUGGAUGGAUUUAAUAUACUUAAGGAGGAGAAGAAUUAUGUUAAUGUGGCAGAAUUUCCAAUGAUUCAACAAAUCAACCAAGAGCCUGCGUGUAGGCAGAUUGAAGUUAUUCCAGAGGCUGGUCAGACUGAUGAAGCAAAUGCUAAGAAUGAGCAUUCUAAUGGAAAUGGUGUUGAUCCAACUUUCCUGGAAGCACUUCCAGAAGAUCUUCGCGCAGAAGUUCUUGCAUCACACUAUCACAAAGUUUUAGCACAGCAACAAGUGCAAAGAAUUGCACAGCAGGCUGCAGGGCAGCCAGUUGAAAUGGAUAAUGCCUCCAUCCCUGCCACUUUCCCUGCUGAUUUGCGUGAAGAGGUUCUUUUAACAUCUUCUGAAGCAGUUUUAUCUGCUUUACCCUCUCCGCUGCUUGCUGAAACCCAAAUGCUGAGGGACAGAACUAUGAAUGAUCAAGCUCGUAGCCUCUUUGGAAGCAGCCACAGGGCCAAUCUUGUCCGUCGUCUGCUUGACACUAUCAAGGCUGAAGAUGAACUCUCGGUGGCAAAUUGUGCCAGUCCAAUUCACUCAGGCUUAAUGCUUUUCAGUCUAAUGUUGAUUAUGGCCGAUAGCAGUUAUUUGAUGGUAUUGCUUCUUUCCCGUGAAUGUGUCCUUCAAGUAUUGCAGACAUUAAGUUCAUUCACUUCCGCUGCCAAAGAAAAUAGUGGAGAUACUGCAAAUGAUGCAGAUCAGGAGGAGCACCCUACUAUGUGGAAGUUGAAUGUUGCAUUGGAUCCAUUAUGACAAGAACUUAGUGAAUGUAUUAGCAGGAUGCAGUCAGAGCUGACACAAAACUCUUUCUCAUCAUUUGGUACAAAAUUAACAUGGGGGAGCAUGUGCAGGGUUCAUCUGUCUCUCCGCCUCUUCCACCUGGGACUCAGAGACUGUUGCCUUUUAUUGAGGGUUUCUUUGUCUUGUGUGAGAAACCGCAAGCACAUAAUGCUUUUGUUCAGCAAGAAUGUGGAAAUGCAACUGCAGGAGAGGUGCUGUGGUUCUUACCAGAAAACUGAUGGCACUUCAACAUUUACAAAGUUUUCUGAGAAGCAUCGGCGCCUUUUGAAUGCUUUUAUUAGGCAGAAUCAUGGCUUAUUGGAAAAGUCUAUUUCUAUGUUGUUGAAGGAACUGCAGCUGAUAAAUUUUGAUAACAAAAGAGCUUAUUUCCGAUCCAGAAUCCGACAACAGCAUGAGCAGCACCUGUCUGGCCCAUUACGCAUUAGUGUCCGGUGGCCGAAGAGUACUCCCUAGACAAACACCAUAAAAACUCUCUUCUGGUACAUGAUACAAUAACUGAAACCUUCCAAGUAAUGCCAACAAAUCCAAAUCAGACUAACAAGGCCAACAAAAUGAAGAAUAAAAUCAUAUAAGAUGCAAAAUGGAUAAUAGACAGCUCAAUAUCAUAUUUUACCCAAUAGGAAAAACUCUCUUCUGGUACAUGCUAAAUAACUGAAAGCUUCCAAGUAAG
Oldenlandia corymbosa var. corymbosa is the source of this 2965-nucleotide messenger RNA. NCBI's taxonomy places the organism in Eukaryota, Viridiplantae, Streptophyta, Magnoliopsida, Gentianales, Rubiaceae. The record is from the annotation of a GenBank genome assembly.